This is a messenger RNA of Sorghum bicolor (sorghum), 2013 nucleotides long. RefSeq lists its product as uncharacterized. The coding region runs from base 495 to 1883 and encodes 462 amino acids. The transcript has 2 exons. Lineage: Eukaryota; Viridiplantae; Streptophyta; Magnoliopsida; Poales; Poaceae. The record is from RefSeq and is a predicted model, not a curated record.
AUGCCUGUUAGACUAAUGUAAUUAGGCCUAUAAUUGUGGAUGUCACCACGCCAAUUGUGGUAGGCUUGCAUGCCACCCAAGCGUGUAUAUAUGUACUCCUAUACUCAUACUUGGAAUACAAUCAAUCAUUCAUACACUUUCAUGGUAUCAAUCGCGGUUUCGAUCCGCUACCCUUCCGCAACGCAAACCAGCGCCCGCCGCCGAUCCGAUCGCCACCACCGUCGCUGACUACAUGUCGCCGGGUGUGUUGCCGGUCUCAUCGCCCGCGCUGCCGAUCCGAUCGCCCAACCCGUAGCUGCCCUCGUCACCGGGUGUGGCCGCCGAUCUGAUCCUGCCUCCGUUCCCGAUCUCCUGCUCUACGUGCUGUACGUACGACUCCCGACCGCCGCCGUCGUCAUCAACGUGCUGUACGUGCUUGGAGCUGCACGUGCUGUACCUGUACGAUCGCCUGCUGUUGAUCGCGUCACCAGGUGUGACCGCCGGUCCUGCCCCACAUGGCUGGCGAAGACGACGACGCCGCCGCCGCGGCAGCCGCCAAGGCGGCCAAAGAAGCCGACGCUGCUCGCGCUGAAGAAGCGCGUCGGGCUGAGGAGGCCCGCCUUUGCAACGCCGCCCUGGACGAGUACGAGAGCGCUCACGAAGCCAUCUGGGCGCAGGCUACCGCCGUCGUCAACGUGAAGGCGCUCAUCCCCGUCAUCCUCGACAAGGUCACGAACACCGACACCAAGUGGCGCGGGAUGUUCCUCACUGUGCUCGGCAAGUAUGCGCUGACCCGCCACGUGCUCGACGAUCAGGUGUUCCCCGAGCGCCCCGCAUGGCUCCAGGCGGACUGCGUCGUCUUGACGUGGAUCUUCGGCACCGUCUCCGGCGAUUUGCAGCAGUCGCUCAUGAUCCGCCAACGCCCCGCGCGUGAGGCGUGGUGCUACCUCGAGGACGAGUUCCUUGGCCAGAAGGAGUCUCGCGCCCUCCUCCUCGAGACGCAGUUCCGUAACCUCCGGCAAGACUCCAUGUCGAUCACCGAUUUUUGCCGUCGUCUGGAGACCAUGGCUGCGUCCCUCGCCGAGUUCGGCGACCCCAUCGGUGAUCGCCAGAUGGUUCUCACCCUUCUUCGCGGGCUGAGCGGUAAAUUCCGCCACAUGGUGUCGAUCCUCAAGAUGCAUCGUCCGUUCCCGACGUUCGCCGAGGCCCGGACGCACCUCUUACUGGAGGAGAUGGAGAUUGAUGCUCGCCCGCCCUCACCGCCCACGGCUCUCAUCGCGCAUCAGCAGCCGGCUGCGGCUGGCCCGCCGGCGCCCUCCUCCACAUCGCGCCAGGGGAACCCGAUGGCUCCACAGCGUCCCCCCGGUGCGCCCACUGGUGGCCAGCGCACCAACGGUCGUCGCCGUGGCCGCGGCGGGCGUGGUGGCAGCCAGCAGCCUCCUGGAGGGGGCACGCCCUCUGCUGGACAGCACAGCGCACCGUCGGGCAUGCACCAGGGUGUGCAUCCGUCCUUUGCUCAGCCUUGGGCAGGCUCGCUGCAGAUGUGGCCAUACGGCCGCCCUCCGCCGCCUCAGCCGGCCUUCACCGCUUUUCCACAGUAUGGCGGGUCGUUCGGCAGCGUUCCGGGCGGUGGCGUCUAUGGCACCGGCUACACCGCGCCCCCACCGUCCGUCUACGGCGGAGCUGUGCACUCGCCAUCAACGUUCCAGGCCCCCCCGGUGCCCUUUCCGGUGGCUGUGCAGCCACCCUGGAACCCCACUCAAGGAGGCGCAUGGAACCAGGACUCCCUGGUGCAGUCGUUCAACACCAUGUCGCUCACCCCGCACACACCAUCCGAAUGGUAUGCCGACUCCGGUGCUGGCUCAUAUGACUACGGAUGCCGGAUCUACACACCAGGAACGUGAUCGCCAGGUGCAAUAGCUCCGGCGACCUCUACCCGUUCUUCCCACCCGCCACCAGCACUUCCGCCCUCAUCGCUGCACCCACCUCGCUUUGGCAUCGCUGUCUCGGUCACCUUGGGCGUGAAGCUUUGUC